UCGCGGGAAAAUGUCUACAAGAGCAGUGUAACAGCAAAUAGUUAUCUGUCCAUGUUACGAACACCUCAUUUGUUUUCACACUCGUACAGUCACCUCCCAGUGAAGAUUUCCUUUUACAGCAAAUAUCAAGUACUUUAAAUGGCAUUCAUUCCGAAAAAGAAAUAUUCCCUGGGAUGAUAUUUUACAUUGUAUUUGAAUGUUGAAAAUCAAUAAAGGGUUCACUGCGGGAAAAAUAUUUACCGUUUGAAGUCCGAAGCCACAGUUUACGCAGUCCAAAGAUUUUGUAAAUGAAGCAAAAUUUUUUAUAUUAAAUUGCAAAAAUUCUGGCGUAUUUUGUUAACCGCAAAAAAAGAUCACUGGGCAAUACCCAAGUGUUUACCUCUUUAUUGUUGCAGGAAGAUGAGCAGCUCUGUCACAUCCAGUGUCUCCUCAAGGGAAAUGGCUUCACGUCAAGAAUGCCUCGAUUCUCUUGGAGAAUUCAUAGAGAGAUGUCAGGAAAAUAUCACAUCAAUGCUGGACACGCUUGGUUGGACACCAGAGCAUUUUAUGCAACCCAGAAAUCAGUGCGAGUGUCCUCACAACAGUAGUCAUAGAAUGCCAGAGUCGUCAUUGGAAAAGCAUACACGAAUCUGUGAAAUGGUUAGUCAAGGCUACAGUAAAGAAGAUGCUGAGAAAAUAACAGAAGAUAGGUCAUUUUACUACAAGGAUGCAUCCUGUGUAUACCCUGUAAAACUAGACUUGGACACUUUAAAUUCAGUAUUGUGGAAUCAUCAUGUACAAAAUCAUUCGGUGUUCUAUGGCUACAAGAAGAUACCGCGGACGGCAGAGGAGGAGCAAGUAUUGAUGAGUCGUGAAGACAGAUUGGGAGUGGCCGAGUACGUCGUCAAGCGAGCUAAGGAGGCAAAUAGACUGAAGGAACUUGGACAAGAUGACCUGCUUGUGUCAGAAAAUCUGGCUGAUCUCAUUAAGAAAGAUAAUGAAGAAAGAAAGUUAGACCCGUUUGAGGAGAUGGCAGCUCUGCGAGAUUACAGAAGACGUAGACAGACAUACAGAGCGAAGAACGUCCAUAUUACCAAGAAAUCUCACACUGAGAUAAUGCGUGAAGUCAUCAACAACCAAAUGGAGAUGUAUACACAGUCUGUUGUUGGUGAGACUGGACAGGUUCCACCACACAUGUCACAUGAUGAGGAUGAAACAGGCUCCAGGAGCAUCAAAACAGAAGAUGGGGAAGGUUACAGACCCGGAGAAAGAGAUGAACGAUCCAGGCAGAGAGAGCAUAGAAGAUAUGGUAGAUCAAGAAGUAGAGAUAGACAAAAUAGGUCCUCGAGAAGGAGCAGAUCAAGGAGUAGAGACAGAAGCAGUAGAUACGAGAGAGAUGACCAGACUUCAACAGAUGGUAGAUCAACCCGAGACAGUAGACGUAGAAGUAGGUCUAGAAGUGACGAACCUGAAAAAUCUAAAUCUAAACGAAAACAUAGAUCCAGAAGCAGAUCACUUAGCUCUGAAAGGUCCAAGAAGUCAAAGCACAAGAAGCACAAACAUAAACACAAGAAACAUAAGAAACAGGAGAGAAAAAGUGAAGAUAGAGACAGUGAUAAUGAGAAGAGGGAAGAUUCAGGUGAAGUGAAUGACCAGUAAUGAAGAGAGAGAGAAAAAUAAUACUUGGAAUUUAAGACAUUUAUGAACAGGAGAAAUGUCAGAUAUAUAACAGUGUCGACCACACAAGACAUGGUUAGCACAUGACACAGGUCGGAUACAUAGAAGUGUUAUUCAAAUAAAACGUGUUUAGCACAUAACACAUAUUAAGUACAUUGGAGAAGUGCCAAAGCUGAUAGUGAAAAUAUCUGUAAACUGUGUUACAGAACAUAGAGAGUGGAAGAAAUACUUUCAAGCAGAGAUGAUGGUCACCAGGGGAGAAAUACUUUAGAGAAAAGAGCAACAGUGAUGAAAAUAUGUCAGGAUGUGGAGUAACAGGAGAAAAAUUAACAUUAUAGUGAUGAAGACGGGAAAAAGAACAGAUAAUGCUUUCGGAAUGAACACUGAACAUCAGUGUUAGGAAAAAGAUAAAGAAACAACUUAGCCGGGAACAAAAUGAGUGCAGUUUAUAGUAUAAUCUUGUUUACAAAUGGAAAGGAAGUAUAAUUUAAAUAUAAGAAUUAAAGCUUUUUUUUGGUGUUCAUGCGAAAUGAACGACAGAUUAGGAUUGGCAAAUUAAACAUGAAUUGCUUUUGCUGAUCCUAUUCUGUCUUUCAUUUCACAUGAACACCUAAAAAAUCUCAUUUCUUAAGUGCCAUUGUUAUUACAAUUUAAGUGUCCUAUGUGAUUGUUAUCACAGUUUGCUGUUGUUAUUACAAUGUCCUGUGGUAUUGUUAUUACAGUUUACGUGACCUGUGCUAA
This is a messenger RNA of Mercenaria mercenaria, 2397 nucleotides long. Its product is annotated as U11/U12 small nuclear ribonucleoprotein 48 kDa protein-like. The coding region runs from base 400 to 1638 and encodes 412 amino acids. The record is from RefSeq and is a predicted model, not a curated record. The transcript has 11 exons. NCBI's taxonomy places the organism in Eukaryota, Metazoa, Mollusca, Bivalvia, Venerida, Veneridae.